This is a messenger RNA of Engraulis encrasicolus (European anchovy), 2502 nucleotides long. RefSeq lists its product as uncharacterized. The transcript is spliced from 2 exons. Bases 82 to 2289 code for a protein of 735 amino acids. NCBI's taxonomy places the organism in Eukaryota, Metazoa, Chordata, Actinopteri, Clupeiformes, Engraulidae. The record is from RefSeq and is a predicted model, not a curated record.
GUAGCUAUCCCGUCUGAGUUAUCACUCGUGUGUGACAUCUCCGCUUCACAUAUGUCUAACCACUCGGGGUAUAGAUAGAAAAUGGCGAUGCCGAAGGCAAGAAAUAGAAUCCGUGUCUCCAACGAGCCUUUCAUGCCACUUCGUGAAGUUGUUCAGAAUGACAGUGGAUUCAUCUCAUGCAAUGAAGUCAGUUUGCUGAUAGUCGUUUUCUGUUGCUGUAUCCUUGGGAGGAUCAUUCGACUCAGGAGUAGGCCUAUUGGGCCAUUUCAUAAGGGUAGAAGGAUAUCCCAACCUUCAGUUCCCAAUGUGAUAAUAGAAAAUACUUAUAUUAUUCCACGAAUACCCUCUCAGUUGAAGCCCCUAAGAAAACAUGCCCGCACAGCUGACGAAGAUCCCUUACUCAGGCCCUAUUAUAAGCGGACUGUAGAGAAACUGGAACGAUUUGAGGUGCAUACUCAACUGAGUGCCACUGAUGUUCCCAUUGAUAGUCCAGACUGCGGCAGACACCCCAGAGGCAGACGACACAGCACUUUUAGCUCACAGUCACGGCGACAACAGGUCAAGGUCAAGGACAGUGGCACUAGCUUCAAUGAUGAAGGCCCAUGCCACCACGUUCAAAAAGUAUCAAGGAUCCCUGCUAGUACGCCAGUGCCUUUGGAGAAUCUGCCUUGCAGUCAACCCACAAUAAACUCACACUGUGAAUGGCCAAAUGAUAAAGAUGCAGGAAUGAUGAUGGUGGCACCUCAUGGGGACAGCAAGAGGCCUGAAGCCAGCUCAGCAUCUCCCACUGAAGGCCAAGCCAACACAGUCGGAGGUAGGCGAGCCACUUCGGCAGUUUCCAUGGUCAGACUCCAGAGAAAAUCCUCCUCCUCAUCAUCAUCUUCAUCAUCAUCACCAUCACCAUCACCACCAUCCCCCCGCCAGCGUUGGCACUUUGCCAUCUUGAUUGUCAGGAUAGUGCUGAUGCUGAGAUCUGAGAGGCUCAGGCUUGCUCGGGAAACGCCUAAACCGAAGACGACCCCAGAAAUAAAGCCUCCCCGACGGAUGCCCCCUGCAAUUGAUGCCCCUCCAACAGCUACAAAGCGUCCACCUACCCAGUCAGCCAAAGACUUCCUGAGAUCCAAGGUGUUCAGACAGAGGAUGGAAUAUCACCUGCGCUGUAAGAUGAACGCCCAACGAUGGGGCUUCCCAAGGCUGGUCAUCAAGUACGUAGGCACAGGGAUUAUCCAGCACCGCUUGCCUGGUGGCCCAGGGGCGAUGAAGAAGACCCUGAAGAUACGUGAUUGGUGGAAGAGUAAAGGUGAGGACCAAGCAUGUAUUGGGGAGGACAGGACAGGACAGUGGCGCCCUCUCUGGCUGAAGGAAUUGAAGUCAGUGCUGCUGGCAUCGACGAACCAGGCAGACCAGAACGUACCCGAACCCAAACCCGAACCCAAACCAGAGGCCAUGAUUCAGCCUCUGCAGCAACCAGAGAUUGCAACAGAGCCCCCCGGGACCUUGUCUAGAGGUCAACAAGGCCUAAGCGACCAUGUGGCGGAGACGACGGAUGGCGCAACUCGGGAACAUGACCUGAGCAGAAGAGGCGACAGGAAGUCCCUGGUGGAACAGCUGAAGGAACAGCUCCGAAGGAACGGGCUGACUGACUGUCAUGCCUUCUCCUCCUCCUCCUCUCCUAAUCCCCCUCUCCGACGCCGUUCUCGCCACCACAACAGCCUUGUGACCGGGUCUCUCCUCACCUCAUCCCAUAUUCAGAGCCAUCCUGCUGCCACCAUGAAGACGGCGCCUCCGCCACGCCUACUUGUAGAUGGAGCAGCCCUGGUGGUCCUCGAUCGCAUGAAGCUGAGCAACAUUGAGAAGAACCUGAUCCUGAGACAUCAGCGCCAUCUGGAGGGGAGGGAGACACCCUACACCAUGUAUUUGAAGAAGAUGGCGCAGCAACCCAACACCCAGACGCUCUCUCACACUAACAAGAUGGUGAAACUCACCACCCCACCACUCUCUCAUACAAUGAACAUGGCACAGCAACCCACCACCCAAAUGCUCUCUCUCACUAAGAUGCCACCACCACCCACCAUCUCACCACCUACUCACACUAUGAAGUUGGCACAGCAACCCACCACUCUCUCACACUAUGAAGUUGGCACAGCAACCCACCACCUCACCACUCUCUCACACUAUGAAGAUGGCACCACCUCACCACUCUCUCACACUAUGAAGAUGGCACAAACUCACCACACCUCUCCCUCUGCCCAAGAGAAUGUUUCAGUGGUAGGCCUAAUGUCCAGGUGAAAAGAGAGCAAAGAAUGCGUGGAUACUGAUUGUUCACAGCACUUUAUUUUCUUUUAGUUUUUCAGAUAGUGCCAGUGAUUGAAACGGUGUCCAGAUUGAAUUGAAUUAAGACAUAAGCCUGGCAUCUCUAUUUUUGUUCAAGUACCAGCAAAUAAAUGUUUAAGAUUAAAACUAUUUUGAGAAAUAAUAAAAUCCAAACAAGAAAUGACCAAC